Molecule: messenger RNA, 2252 nt
Organism: Pygoscelis adeliae (Adelie penguin)
Lineage: Eukaryota; Metazoa; Chordata; Aves; Sphenisciformes; Spheniscidae
Gene: AMN1
Product: antagonist of mitotic exit network 1 homolog (S. cerevisiae)
Exons: 7
Coding region: 111-758 (215 amino acids)
Biological process (GO): SCF-dependent proteasomal ubiquitin-dependent protein catabolic process
Cellular component (GO): SCF ubiquitin ligase complex
Molecular function (GO): protein binding
Source: RefSeq, a predicted model, not a curated record
UCCAGCUCCUCCUGGACCUAUGCCUUCAGUGUUUGACAAAGCACCUUUCCAGAUAUGCUGCAGAUAUUAAGUCAUUGCCACCCAACAUAAAGGAUAAACUGAUUAAAUUAAUGAGUAGGCAAGGGCAAAUAACUGAUUCAAAUAUCAGUGAGGUAUUGCACCCUGCUGUGGAGUCUCUAGACCUCCGAGACUGUGAUAUUUCAGAUAAUGCAUUAUUGCAGCUUUAUAACUGCAAGCAACUGAAAAAAAUCAACUUAAAUUCCUGCAAAGAAAACAGACUGGGAAUCACUUCAGAAGGUGUCAUAGCGCUGGCCUUAUCCUGUCCUUACUUGCGUGAAGCGUCUUUUAAAAGGUGCUGCGAUAUAACUGACAGUGGAGUUCUUGCUCUUGCGCUCAACUGCCAGUUCCUACAAAUAGUGAACUUGGGCAGCUGUUCAGGCAUCAUGGAUGCAUCUCUGCAGGCACUAGGAGAAAACUGCAAAUUUCUUCACAGCGUGGACUUUUCAUCUACUCAGGUAACAGAUGAUGGCGUCACAGCACUAGUGAGUGGAACAUGUUCAAAGAAUUUAAAGGAGAUCCACAUGGAACGCUGUGUGAAUCUGACCGAUGUUGCUGUGGAAGCGGUCCUUACUUGUUGUCCGAAGAUACACAUUUUUCUGUUCCAUGGAUGCCCAUUGGUGACAGAUCGUUCCCGAGAUGUUUUAGAGCAGCUGGUCAUAUCAAACAAAAUCAAGCAAGUAACAUGGACUGUUUACUGAUUAUUUAUUGUGUACGUAUGAGUGUAAAGUUUACAGAUGGGAGAGCUCUUUCAGAAAACAAGCACCUUCGAAAAAUAGCUGGUGACUUUUGUACUACCACAUUGCUUCCCUCCUUGUUCCCACCAGAGGUCUCCAUCGCCAUUCCAGUCCUUGUCUGUGAGUCUGGGCUUCCCCAUUGUCUCUACUUAGAGCCCUGUCUCUCUUUGCAUCGCUGAUCAUACUUCGUUAAGAGGAAAGUUAAACUAUAAUUAAUAUCACACUGUCAUCGCUCAGCCUCCUUGAAGUGUCAGAUUUGGCUACUACUUACCGUCUUAUAGCAUCUUAGCUACACAUACAAACCCAAUUUAAGUAAGUCUCUGUUCUGAGGUUGUAGUCUGAGAGAGUAGUUGCAACUAGAAGUACCAACCCCAAACAUAGUAUUAACACUUACGCAGAAUGUCUGUGAAGUUGGGACUUCAACCUGACAAAAGUCAACAGACAGAACUGGUGAAUGGAGGUGGCAUUAACAGCAAUGCAAAUGUAUUUUAAGUAGGAACAGUCAGUCUCCUUUCACCAUGUACUUUUGCUAGGUCUGGAAGAAAAACUGUAGGUACCUUUUCUUUUGAUGUUACCGAUACUGCAGGUUUUGUUUUUAUUUACCAUCAAAUACUUGCUGGAUUUUUACACAUCCGAAAGUACGGUCUGUUAACAUGUGAACAUAAACUUGCUUUGAAAUUGUUGUGAUGAUUUAACAAAUUUAGAGUAGUACCUAUGACCAAUAAAAGAAUCUUGUAUAUGGGCAAAUAGUUAUUUGCUCUGGCUUUUACCUAUGUUCCUGCAUGAAAAUUCUUUUAGGGAACAAAACGUCGGUCCUCAUAAGCGUAGCUGUGAGUGAAAUUGAACCAAAUUUAGUGUCUGAGUACAUGAAUCUCAGGAUGGUAGAGUUCAGCAGAGUAUGUGUUCCGCUGUAUGCGGUUUGUUACAUCUCCAGUGGCCUCCAGAAGCUGAUAAUAACAACCAUUUAUAUAUUGUUCAAUUGUAGUCAUACUAAAGAAAAAAAAUAAUUAGAAGUAUACAACGAGUUUAUUACAUGAUGGAGCAGUGGUUUCAUCACAAUUAUAAGUCAUGCUCAUUGACUUUCUUGAAACAGCAUAACCUCUAGUGGGACUUCUAUGAUUUUUGCAUUAAACUUUUUUAAGUGCUAGCAAUUUUAGCAUUAUACAAGGCAGGUAGCACACUAUGUUGAUACUCUGCAUCUGGAAGUAGCAGGGUUUAGCUAGGGUGGUCUUACAUGGAUCUGAUGACAUUUAGAAACCCAUGAGUUUAGGCAACCAUAACGAAUAUGUUUACUUUAUAAUUUAACGCUUGUCGUAGCCACACUCAUUUUAAGUGUUGCAGAAAUAAACCAGUCUUCUACUAAUCUAUUUAAAGUUCAGGUCAAAUUGCAUGGAAGAUAAUAAUUUAAGAUAUGUUGCAUCCAGUAAUAUCAAAGGAUAUUAUGAUGUCUGACAAUAA